This is a messenger RNA of Daktulosphaira vitifoliae (grape phylloxera), 2130 nucleotides long. RefSeq names its product probable methylmalonate-semialdehyde dehydrogenase [acylating], mitochondrial. Gene Ontology annotation, molecular function: methylmalonate-semialdehyde dehydrogenase (acylating, NAD+) activity; malonate-semialdehyde dehydrogenase (acetylating, [NAD(P)+]) activity. NCBI's taxonomy places the organism in Eukaryota, Metazoa, Arthropoda, Insecta, Hemiptera, Phylloxeridae. The coding region runs from base 245 to 1804 and encodes 519 amino acids. Gene Ontology annotation, cellular component: mitochondrion. Gene Ontology annotation, biological process: L-valine catabolic process; thymine catabolic process. The record is from RefSeq and is a predicted model, not a curated record. The transcript has 12 exons.
AAAGUUUUUAUAUAGUAUUUAAUUAACCAAUGAUAUUCAAUAUUGAUGGCUCAUAUUCAUACCCUACCAUAGAAAUACUAUUGUAUGUUUAUGUACCCUAUCUGCUUACCUUAUAAUUUUUGAUAUCCGCAACAAGUGUUUAUUAUCUAAUCGUUUUAAGCCGGUUUCUGUUUAAUGAUUCGGUGGUCUGUAGUCAGAAGUAUAUUGACAAUAAUAUUGUUCAAGAUUUUUAUUUUUCAAUAAAAUGUUUCGAGGAAACAUAUUAAAGAAAAAUAUUUUUCAACAAGCAGUUAGAUUGAACUGUUCUAUUCCAAAUAUUCCUAUGUACAUAGAUGGCAAAUUUGUUGAAUCAAAAACAAAUGAGUGGAUUGAUGUUCAUAAUCCCGCUACUAAUGAAGUAAUAUCUAGAGUUCCUAAGUGUACACAAGAUGAAAUGGAACAUGCAGUAGAGUCAGCUAAAGCAUCUUUUAAAACUUGGUCAAAAACUUCCGUUAUGAGAAGACAACAAAUUAUGUUUCGUUAUCAAGAAAUUAUUAAAAGUAACAUGAAAAAAUUAGCAGAAAAUAUUACUAAAGAACAAGGAAAAACAUUAAUUGAUGCUGAAGGUGAUGUGACACGAGGUCUUCAGGUUGUUGAAAACUGCUGUAAUUUUACAAGUUCUAUUAUGGGUGAAUCUUUACCACAAGUUGCUACUGAUAUGGAUAUACAUUCAUAUCGAGAACCACUUGGAGUAACGGCUGGUAUUGCUCCAUUUAAUUUUCCAGCUAUGAUACCUUUAUGGAUGUUUCCUGUGUCAAUAUCUUGUGGAAAUGUCUUUGUUAUUAAACCAUCUGAAAGAGUUCCAGGAAAUUGCAUGAUGCUUGUAGAGAUGUUAUCUGAAGCUGGUUGUCCACCUGGAGUUGUAAAUGUCAUUCAUGGUAGUGUGAACACAGUCAAUUUUAUUUGUGAUGCACCUGCUAUUAAAGCUAUUUCAUUUGUUGGAGCAAAUACAGCAGGAGAGCAUAUAUUCAGCCGAGGAUCAAAAAAUGGUAAAAGAGUACAAAGUAAUAUGGGUGCUAAAAAUCAUGGUGUAAUUAUGUCUGAUGCAAACAAAACUAGUAUGCUAAAUUCUCUUGUUGGAGCUGCUUUUGGUGCUGCUGGUCAACGUUGUAUGGCAUUAAGUACAGCUAUAUUUGUAGGAGAAGCAAAAAAUUGGCUUCCUGAAUUAAAAGAACGUGCUAAAGCUUUACAAGUAAAUGCAGGUCAUGUUCCAAAUACUGAUGUUGGCCCAGUAAUAUCGCCUGAAGCAAAAAAAAAAAUUCAUGAUUUAAUUCAAUCAGGUAUUAAUGAAGGGGCUAAGUUACUAUUAGAUGGAAGAAAUAUUAGCGUUCCUGGAUAUGAAAAAGGCAAUUUUGUUGGUCCAACCAUUUUAACAGAUGUCAAACCUCAUAUGAAAUGCUACACACAAGAAAUUUUUGGACCAGUACUAAUUUGUUUAACUGCUAAUACAUUAGAUGAAGCUUUAAAUAUUAUUAAUUCUAACCCAUAUGGAAAUGGUACUGCUAUUUUUACUACAAAUGGAGCAACUGCCAGAAAAUUUACCCAUGAAGUUCAAUGUGGAAAUGUUGGUAUAAAUGUUCCAAUUCCAGUACCAUUACCAAUGUUUUCUUUUACUGGAACAAGAGCCUCAUUUUUAGGUCAAAACCAUUUUUAUGGAAAACAGGGCUAUCAUUUUUAUACUGAACUAAAAACAGUUACUCAACUAUGGAGAGAAUCAGAUGCUACUGAUACAAAAGCAGCUGUAUCUAUGCCUGUAAUAAACUAAAAUGUAUAGUAUAGUAUUUAACAUCAUAUGUCUGUAUAUUUUUUUUCAAUUAAAUUUUUUGAAUUUGUUAUUGUUAUAUUACUUUUAAUAAAAUUAUUAUUUUUAAAUUAAUGUAGUGUUAAAAUCUUGAUUUAAAUAUUAAUUUUAGUAAAACUGAAAAUGAAUCUAGAGUUAUUAUUUUUAUUUUAUGUGUGCGGUAGUAUAUAAAAGUCGGGAUGUGAAAAUUGUAUUUUUGCAUGAAAUCAUUCUGUAUGUAUACAAGAUGAUUAAUUUAUUGUUCGAUUUUUUCUUUAAUAAUAAACAUAUUUUUAUUUUUCAUAUCAUAA